This is a messenger RNA of Acanthosepion pharaonis, 585 nucleotides long. NCBI's taxonomy places the organism in Eukaryota, Metazoa, Mollusca, Cephalopoda, Sepiida, Sepiidae. The record is from the annotation of a GenBank genome assembly.
AUGAAUCAGAGUCAAGUUAUGGAAGAAGGAAUGGCUACAAGCAACAUCCUUCCUCACAAUCCUGUGACCCAAGUGAUGAUGACUGGACAACAAACACAAGAUGUGAAAACAGCUGGAGUGCCUCUCAGUGACUUCAUUUUGCAGUUGGAAGAUUAUGCCACAACUAUUCCUGAUUCCGUCACAGCUUACUAUUUGAAUAAAGCUGGUUUUGAUGCCUGUGAUCCAAGAAUUGUCCGUCUGAUCUCAGUAGCUGCCCAAAAGUUUGUCUCUGAUGUUGUUAAUGAUGCACUUCAACAUUGCAAGAUGAGAGCUUCAGGGCAAAGUUCCAAGAAACAAGGAAAGGACAAACGUUUCACCCUUUCAAUGGAUGAUCUUGUUCCUGCUCUAUCAGAAUAUGGUAUUAAUCUAUAUUUUCCUAGACUUCUCUCACUUUCUCUUUGUUUUUGUUUGUCCAAAAUUCUCCCUACUUCCUCUUUGUUUAUACCCGCCUUCCUCUCCUCUUUCUUUACAUCCCCCCCCCCUUUUCAUUUUGGUUAUAUUUCCCCCAAUCUUUCCACCCUCUGUCUACUCACUUCCUCCAUUUAG